This is a messenger RNA of Vanessa tameamea, 5967 nucleotides long. RefSeq names its product lysine-specific demethylase 5 (gene Kdm5). Lineage: Eukaryota; Metazoa; Arthropoda; Insecta; Lepidoptera; Nymphalidae. Gene Ontology annotation, molecular function: DNA binding; histone H3K4me/H3K4me2/H3K4me3 demethylase activity. The transcript is spliced from 29 exons. The record is from RefSeq and is a predicted model, not a curated record. Gene Ontology annotation, cellular component: nucleus; chromatin. The coding region runs from base 224 to 4933 and encodes 1569 amino acids. Gene Ontology annotation, biological process: regulation of DNA-templated transcription; chromatin remodeling.
UGGAGUUUCGAAAGUUCAAUUUCGCAUGGCGGACGUGCAAGUGAACUCUGUUAUUUGUUGGUGAUAAUUUCAAUUAUUAUCUUUUCGAGAUUCCUUAUGGAAAGGCAAAUUUUCAUGCUACUUUUUCUUUGUGGACGUGCUUUGUUCAUUCCUUAACGUUAGAUGAUGUUAAAGUGUUAAUUAUAGUUAAAUUUGUGAGAACUGCAUAGGUUUUUUCUCAAAAAUGGGAAAAUGUGACGAAGCUAAUGUCGAAGUUAGUAUGGGGGACUCGGCGUCCCCCAUGAAACCUGAUAAUUUUACAUUCACCGUGCCCCCCGAGGCUCCAGUCUUCGAGCCUACGCCUGAAGAGUUCCUAGAUCCUUUGGCGUAUAUCAGCAAAAUAAGGCCCAUCGCUGAGAAGUCGGGGAUAUGCAAGAUAAAACCACCCGCCCAUUGGCAGCCACCGUUCGCAGUAGACGUGGAUCGACUGCGUUUCACACCCAGAAUACAAAGGCUUAAUGAAUUAGAGGCUAUCACAAGAGUUAAGCUGAAUUUCCUCGAUCAGAUUAUCAAGUUCUGGGAGCUUCAGGGUUCCGUUCUCAAGAUACCCACAGUUGAACGGAAACCCUUAGAUUUGUACGCCUUGCACAAAAUCGUUAAAGAAGCUGGUGGUUUCGAAGUAUGCUCAUCGGAACGGAAAUGGUCAAAGAUAGCUCGACGGAUGGGCCACCCCCAGGGCAAGGGCAUCGGAUCAAUAUUAAAGAAUCACUACGAGCGCAUCCUCUACCCGUAUGAUGUGUUCAAGAACAGCGGAGCCGUCAGCUGCGCUGGUGACAACAAAGAGACGAAGAUCGAAGUGAAAGGCGAACAGACGCCGGAGAAGGCGGGACGGAGGUCGAGCAAGCCCCCGGCGGCGACGCCGCCCCCCGCGCGCCGCUUCAAGAGCUCGGAGCCCGAGGCGGCCGAGGGCAGCCACACGGAGGGCGCGCUGCCCGCCGGCGACGACAAGAAGACCCCCAUCAAGGAGGAGCCCGGCGAGACCCGUCGAAGUCCGCGCGAGAACAAGUGGAUGUCGGCGGCGGGCAGCUGCGGCGCGCGCGCCCGCGUGCUGCGCUCCACGCGCCUGCGCGAGCACCGCCUCAGCAACAUGACCGUGUCCGUCACGCCCGCGCCGCCGCCGCUGCACCCCGACGACCCCCUCGCGAAGUACAUGUGCCACGUGUGCGGGCGCGGCGACAUCGAGGAGCAGAUGCUGCUGUGCGACGGCUGCGACGACUCGUACCACACGUUCUGCCUCGUGCCGCCGCUGGCCGACGUGCCCAAGGGCGACUGGCGCUGCCCCGUGUGCCUCGCCGAGGAGGUGUCCAAGCCGACGGAGGCGUUCGGAUUCGAGCAAGCGUCCCGGGAGUACACGCUGCAGCAGUUCGGGGAGAUGGCCGAUCAGUUUAAAUCUGAUUACUUCAACAUGCCAGUACAUAUGGUGCCCACGUCGACGGUGGAGCGCGAGUUCUGGCGCGUGGUGUGCUCCAUCGACGAGGACGUAACGGUGGAGUACGGCGCCGACCUGCACUCCAUGGACCAUGGAUCCGGAUUCCCGACAAAAUCCAGUGCACAUCUCUAUCCCGGUGAACAACAGUACGCGGAAUCUAGCUGGAACUUGAACAAUUUGCCAGUUCUAGAAGGUUCUGUGCUCGGUCACAUCAAUGCUGAUAUAUCGGGCAUGAAGGUCCCAUGGUUGUACGUGGGCAUGUGCUUCGCGACGUUCUGCUGGCACAACGAAGACCACUGGAGCUACUCCAUCAACUACUUGCACUGGGGCGAACCCAAGACAUGGUAUGGAGUACCCAGCUCGAAAGCUGAGCAGUUUGAAGCAGCGAUGAAGGCUGAGGCACCAGAGCUGUUCCAGUUACAGCCAGAUCUGUUGCACCAGCUGGUCACUAUCAUGAAUCCAAAUGUCCUCAUGAAGGCAGGCGUGCCUGUGUACAGGACGGACCAGCACGCGGGCGAGUUCGUGAUCACGUUCCCGCGCGCCUACCACGCGGGCUUCAACCAGGGGUACAACUUCGCCGAGGCGGUCAACUUCACGCCCGCCGAUUGGCUUAAAAUGGGUCGCGAGUGCAUCGCGCACUACUCCACACUGCGGCGAUACUGCGUUUUCUCGCACGACGAGCUCGUCUGUAAGAUGGCUCUGGAAGCGGACUCGCUCAGCCUCACCGUGGCGUUGGCGGCCUACAGGGAUAUGAGGACUAUGCUGCACGAUGAGAGAAAAUUGAGGAAAUCCCUACUCGAUUGGGGCGUCACAGAGGCCGAGCGCGAGGCGUUCGAGCUGCUGCCGGACGACGAGCGACAGUGCCACGAGUGCAAGACCACGUGCUUCCUGUCGUGCGUCACGUGCACGUGCACGCCGCACGUCGCGUGUCUGCGCCACCACGACCGCCUGUGUGCGUGCGCACCCGCCGCGCACAAGCUGAGAUAUCGUUACACUCUCGACGAGCUCCCUGCUAUGUUGGAGAAGUUAAAACGCAAGUCAGAGCAGUUCCGCGAGUGGGCGGAGGCCGUCCAGAAUGCUCUAGAUCCAGACACGCCCAAGACUUGCGAUCUGGAUGGAUUGAGGGCACAUCUCAAAAGGGCGCACGAUUUGAAGAUGCACAAGACCGAGCUGGUGCGCGCGCUGGAGACGGCCAUCGAGGACGCGGAGAAGUGCGCGUCCGUGAUCCAGCAGCUCGACCUCAACAAGAUGCGCACGCGCACGCGGCACCACGACCCCAAGUACCGCCUCUCCAUACACGAGCUUACGCUCUUCGCGGCCGAGAUCGACGGACUCGCCUGCGUGCUGCCCGAGGGUUCAGCUGUUAAAGAAGUAUUACGACAAACCGCGGAAUUCGAGGAUCGCGCUACUGAGCUGCUGAGUAAGGAGCUCGAUGAGUGCGAUGCGGCUUCUGUCAGGGAGCUGGAGGAAGUGGUAGAUCUCGGGUCUCGUCUCUGCAUCGUACUGCCGCAGCUAUCGGCGCUGCAAGCACGUCUGCAACAGGAAAAGUUCGUAUUGUCCGUGCACACGCACCGCGAGGACUGCUCCACACUCUCGCCCGAACUCAUCGACAAGCUGCUGGCUGAGGCCGAGACGGUGGUGCCGCAUAGGCGUGUUGAGGCAGAGCGGGCGGCGUUAUAUAAACUCAAAUUACAAGUAGAAGACUGGGAACGUCGCGCACGCGCAGUCCUAAUAGACACAAAUACACCUAAGAACAGAGAGUCGUUCAGCGAUUCGGACGAGCAUACCACCCUCGCAGAACUAGACGCAUUGCUGGCGGAGGGCGAUGAGAUCGAGGCCGCCUUGCCGUCCUACCACGCUCUGCACACGGCGACCACGCACGCGAGGGAUUGGCUCGCGAAAGUGGAGGAGAUGCAGUCCAAGGAGCUGUACCCGUACAUGCACAGCGUGGAGGCGCUGUCUCGUCGCGGCGCACAGAUCCCGCUGGCGCUGCUGGAGAAGAAACAUCUCGCCGCCGCGCUCACCUCCGCACAAGACUGGCAGAGAGGCGCCGCAGACAUGUUCCUCAAGAAGAACUGGCAGUGUUCUCUACUGGAAGCGCUGGCUCCGCGCGGUGAAGCGGGGGAGGGCGCGGAGGCAGGCGAGGGAGGCGCGGGGCGCAAACGAGCGCGCGGGGAGCCCCCGGCCGAGGCCGCGCUGCUGCGGCACUUCAGCGAGGACGCCACGCCCACGGAGAUCGUGGCCGCCUUCAAGCAGGCCGAGCAGCGCGAGCUGGCCGCCGUCAAGGAGCUAAGAGCCCGCAAUAUGCGCAAGGAGGUACGAGCUCCACCAACGGCUGGAGUGACGUUCUGUAUUUGUCAGAAGCGACAGUAUGGAAUCAUGAAUCAGUGCGAAUUAUGCAAGGACUGGUUCCAUGCAUCAUGCGUGGCGUCCGCUCGUGACGACACAGAGGAGCGCGAGGAAUCUCCGGAAAGGAUAGAGCUGCCGUUCCCCUGCACCGAGACUAAAUUCCUCUGUCCGGACUGCACACGCACGAAGCGACCGCGCUUACAUCGGAUACUGGCUCUACUGGUGUGGCUGCAGAAGCUGCCCGUGCGGCUGGCGGAGGGCGAGGCGCUGCAGUGCGUGACGGAGCGCGCCAUGGCGUGGCAGGACGCGGCGCGCGCGCUGCUGGCCGGCCCGCUGCUGGCCGCGCUGCCCGCGCGCCGCGCGCACGACGCGCCGCGCGAGCGCAAGGACUCGCACGCCAGCAGGUCGUCCGCGAGCGUGGAGCACGCCUACAGCGCCACGCCGCGCGCGCUGGGCGCCGGCGCCCGCGUGCCGCCCGGUCUGCUGCAGAAGCUGGAGGACCUCAUGCUCGAGGGAGAUCUGCUCGAGGUGCGGCUGUCGGAGCAGGCGUGCGUGUGGAGCGCGGUGUGGGCGGCGCGCGCGGCGGAGGGGCGGCGCGGCGCGCGCGUGCUGGACGCGGGCCGCCGCAAGCGCGCGCCGCCCGCGCAGCGCCACGCCGCGCUCAAGCGGACGCGCCCCGCCAGCGCCGCCAAGACCGCCAUGAAGCGGGGCUCCGCCACCACCACCAACUACUUGAAUAGGAAGCAGGGCGUAUCUUCGGGCUCCGGUCUCAUGAUGCGCAAGCACUACAUGGCGAGACAGGAGCGACGCAAGCGAGCCAUCCCCGCGCACCACCACGCGAGGCAGGCGAGAAUAGCGGCGCAGGCGCGCGCGGCGCGCGGCGCGGUGCGGCGCAGCAGCUCGUCGUCGCGCUCGUCCGCCGACGACGACGACGACUGCGCCGCCGCCGCCUGUCUGCGGCCCACAGGCAAGGUCGACUGGGUGCAGUGCGACGGCGGCUGCGACCAGUGGUUCCACAUGCACUGCGUGGGCCUCAACCGCGGCGCGCUGCGGGAGGACGACGAGUACGUGUGCGGCUCGUGCGCCGACGCCAAGCCGCGCGCCGAGCGCCACUGAGCGCCCGCCCGCCUCCCGCCUGCCGCCCCCCGCCUCCCGCACGGUGCUCACGUCUUUUCUAUGCGGACAAUGAAAGAGUGAUUAUGAGGACAUUCUCUAUGCCGAGUGCGCUGUGCCGUCUCUAAUGCGUACACUGGGUUGGCGGUGACCCCUGUGGCCGCUUCGAUUGGUUUGUGUUCAUUAGAGAUACGUUAUACAGGCGAUUUCGAAGGGUACCAUCUUUGUAAAGAUUUGUAGUUGAUCUGCGAACGAGUGGCAUGACGUUGUAACUAUGUUUUUUAAUCGAAAUGUAUUUUGUCAGGUGAAAGGUUCUGCCACUCGCGUUGAAAGCUGUUUGAACGAUCAUGAACAAAAAUAUGAAUGAGUAUAAUAUGUAUGUAACGACGCUGUGCGAUAUUAAACAAAGAACAGGUAAAUCCGAAUUACUUAAAUAUAAUUUGGGUGAUCUAUUAGCACGAAAAGUCCAUGAAAUCUCGAACAACAGAUCACGGGAUUUUGUUUAUAAAAUACCGAGCGGAACCAUUUACAGUCCAAUGGUGAUAUUUCUCUAACUAUGAUCCGCGAUAUAUAACAAUAUGAGCUACUAGACGUACUUCGUUUUCAUUUUUGAAAUAUAGAAAAAGGAGAACACUUGACGCUCUCGAAUUUAAUUGAGAGAAAAGUAUCCGUCGAUAAAAUUAUUCAUAUCUAAUUAUAAUAUAUAUCAAAUAUAAUGACCCCUCGUUUCCAACAAAAUGUUACCCAGACACUAUAAUUUUAAAAUGUGUAGAUAUCUUUCUGCCAGCAGCUUUGAAGCCGCAAAAGCUUAGGUCUACCUGAACGCGAAAAUGGAAUUACACGAAACAUCGUAUAUAUAAUUUUAUUAUAACUUAUACAAAAUAAACUCGAAACGAUAAGAACAUUCGUAGAAGUAUAUUUUGAAUUAUACUUUAAAUUAAUUAAAUAAAAAAAAAAUACUGUAUGGCAUUGUCGUAUAAUAUCUCUGGAUUUUUAAAUUCCAUGUUAUACAUUUGUAUUAGUUAUCAUGAAAUUGU